Molecule: messenger RNA, 1230 nt
Organism: Blepharisma stoltei
Lineage: Eukaryota; Ciliophora; Heterotrichea; Heterotrichida; Blepharismidae
Source: the annotation of a GenBank genome assembly
AUGGGCGGAAUAAACGCAAGUAGAGAUACAGCAAACGCUCUUAAUAAGCAAAUGAGGAUACUUGAGAACAGACUUGACAAAGCAAACCAAAAGUUCAAUGAAGCGAUUGCGCAUAAUAAAAAGCUGAGAGAAGAGAUCGAUAAUUUGAGAAGGGAAAGAGUGAUCUUUGAUAAAAUUUACCAAAAACUUGAAAAAGAGCUCCACAAUAAAAGGAAGGAAAUGGCAAACAUCAUUGAAGCUGCUAACUCGGCCUAUGAAGAUAGAGAUAGGGCUCAAGAUCAGCUUGCAGCAUUGAAGCAGCAGGCAGAGCGCGAGCAGAUGGAGUUUGAAAAAGAAUGGAAAAAUCUGAAUACUUUGAUCGAAAAAGACAAGAAAAUGAAAGACUUCUUGAAGCUCAAGCAGGCAGAAAGGGAGCAUGCUGAGCAUACAGAAGCUCCUAAAGCUGAAGAUGAUACUGCAAGAAAAAGAGGAAAAGCAAGCCCAAGCCAACUCACAGCAGAAAGAGUAAAAAUAUAUGAAGACGCUUUUAAUAAAAUACAAGCAGCAACUGGAAUUCAGGACAUUGAUGAGCUUGUGAAUAAUUUCAUAAGGGCUGAAGAUAAAAACUUUACACUAUUUAAGUUUGUAAAUGAGCUCAGCAAUGAUAUAGAGAUGCUCGAAAAGCAAAUACAAGACUUGCAAAUCGAAAUUACUAGCUGUAAAGGUAAAGAAGAUGGCCAACACAUGCAGAGGAAAAAAAUCACACUAGAAGAAAAGCAGAAUAAAUACGCUAAUAAAGCAGAAAUGUAUGAGCUUAAAUAUCAAGAAGCCUUAAAAACAGUGAACGCCCUCAAGGAAGAAAUUAAAAAGCUAUUUGUCGGGAUAGACUGCCAAACACAGCUAGCCCAUGAGUUUCUGGGAGACAAUGUGACUGAAAGCAACAUGGAACAGUAUUUAGCCUUAAUUGAACAAAGAUCAAGUGAAAUUUUCCAAGCUUACGCACUGCUUCAAAUGCAGAAAGGAAGAGGGGAGUUCGCGAUGCCAGGACCUCAAGGGCCACCUUCAUCUAACCCUCCAAGAAUUGAAGCUCCAAAUGUAAGAGAUGACAUUUCUGAUGAAGAAGAAGAUAUCGAAGACGACAAACCACUUACAUCAGAAGAAUUCAAGCAGAGAGCGGAAAAAAGAGCUCAGCAGCUCGAAAGCCAACUGAAGAACAAGUUUAAACAGUCUAAAAUCAGAUCUAAAAAAUAA